CAUAGUGUUUGGUGUGCUUUAGUUUAAUUCGAUUCAUAGCGUCAAGCCGAUUGACAUAGGAAAUACUGUACACUGUGUUUAAAAGGAUGAUCUUGUGCUUCGUCAAUUUGUUCUUGUUCAUCCGAUAUACUGAGGAAAACGUGGGGUGCAACAAGUUAUCGCCCAAUCCGUGUUGCGUCAACCAAUACCUCAAUGAAGUUGACAACAGCUGUAGUGAGUGUCCCUACGGAAGCUUUGGUAUUAAUUGUAAAUCAUCCUGUCCCUCUGGAUAUUAUGGACAUCUGUGUAAAUCUCCCUGUAAAUGUAUCGCUACGGAGUGCCAUCACGUGAUUGGAUGUGAAACGACCAAUGACACCAAUUCUGGCACAGUAUCGAUAAAAGGUGUAACAACCAAAACCGAUUUACUUCAACUAUCAACAAUUGCCAGUGGAGGGGAUCGUCACAUUAACACUGACGAUGAUCAUACCUUUCCUGUGUCAACUCUAUGGUUUAUUCUGCUUGGCUCAUUGUCCUCCCUCUGCAUCAUUGGAUGUAUUCUCUUUAUACGCUCGCAGGAAAAGAAGUGGAAGUUCAUAGGUACUCGGCGCUUUUCGUUGAUAAGACGGGGUUUUCUUUUAUGCUUUAAUCAAGAUCAUGAACAAGAACUGAUCCAGGAGUCCGAAGACAUUGAACUCUCUAAUGUUAACAGAACACGGGUAUGUGGACUGGCAGAAGACGACAGUCCGUACUCUGAGAUCAGAUCUACCCAGCUCAUCGGGGGAGCCAACACAGUCGGUGCUUGUAUGAAUACAUCGCCAUGUUCCAUGCUUAAGUGUGACUCCGACAAACAUCAGAACAAGUCAGAAAAACAGAAUAUUGACCAAAAGUCUAUAAAUAAAAAUGAAUACGAUCACGUUAAUCUUAAUGUGAAAUAUUCAGACAUGCUUUCCGACGGGAUUCUCCGUUUUCCACACUUCAGUGAUGAGGAAUACGUUUCCCUCGUGAACACGCCAUCACUUGGAAAAGAAGUCGGACCGAAGGAUGGUUUAAAAUGUCACAAUCUGACUCUUUCCAAAAACAAGAUGAUAGAUUGCAACAAAAUGGGUAAUACAGAAAGAAAAUCCCAGUGUCAAUUAACAGGAUACAGCUUUCAACAAUUAGAAUUAAAAGUAGUUUACGAAGAUAUUUCAGAAAACACCAAACACCAUUUUGUAGCCGCUGACAGACAGCUUGACCGACAGAGUGACGACAGACCAUAUAGUUUGGCUGAGGGUUUGCCAGAAAACGAUUUAAAUGAAAUGGACCACAGAAACAGUGAAACAGAAGCACAGCCACAUUUAUCAAAACUUAAUUUUUCUGAAAAUUUAAACUCGUCAGAGAACGAUUCAAGUGAAACAGUAGAGGAUUAUGUUAAUUCAAUAAACAUCGAUAUCUCUAGGGAAAGAAAAGACACAAGUAGAGUGGGAAACAAUGGUCAGUCAAACACAAGACCUUACAGUUUUGCAGAAAUACCAUAGUUUGAAUCAAAAUGCAUACCUUUUACGGGGAGCAAGAACUAUCAAUACACUGUUAAUGCUGAUUACAUUGACACAAAAUUAUUGAGUUGUAUACAGACUGUUCAAUUUCGAAACGUUUGUUUCGAAAAAAUGAAAGGCUUUUGUGUAAGAG
Molecule: messenger RNA, 1647 nt
Organism: Magallana angulata
Lineage: Eukaryota; Metazoa; Mollusca; Bivalvia; Ostreida; Ostreidae
Exons: 7
Coding region: 87-1496 (469 amino acids)
Source: RefSeq, a predicted model, not a curated record